GCAUUGCUCUGGGAAAUGGCAAGAGCUCCCCGAUGGAACCAGAGAAUAGCUCAAAGAGACUUUACAAAGACACAGCCAGGGAAGCCCAGCAGCUGGAAGUGUUUGAAAGGUGGAUUAAUUACCACUUGGAGAAGAGACAAUUAUCAAGGAGAUCGGUGAAUGUGUUGCAGGAUUUACAGGAUGGAGAAUUUUUCAUCAUCUUCCUCGAAGCAUUAACUGGCGAUCUCCUGCCCCGGAUCACAGGUCUCUGGUUCUUGCUAACAUUCUUCACCUACUGGAGACGCAAGUGGAACCUGGCGAUUGCCUUCACUUACCUGGAACAGCAGCAGAUAAACCUGGGGAAUAUCAGCAUCAAUGAGAUUCUGUCUGGGAACCCUGAUGUGAUUCUUCAACUGAUGGGCAAUCUGGUUGCUCACUAUGAGGUGAUCAUACCAGAGCAGGGCUAUAGUCUGAAACAACAAACUGUGUUUAUAUAG
Messenger RNA from Rhincodon typus (whale shark), 476 nucleotides. RefSeq names its product plectin-like. The record is from RefSeq and is a predicted model, not a curated record. NCBI's taxonomy places the organism in Eukaryota, Metazoa, Chordata, Chondrichthyes, Orectolobiformes, Rhincodontidae. The transcript has 5 exons. The coding region runs from base 33 to 476 and encodes 147 amino acids. Gene Ontology annotation, molecular function: protein binding.